Rhagoletis pomonella (apple maggot) is the source of this 2126-nucleotide messenger RNA. Its product is annotated as coatomer subunit delta-like. Gene Ontology annotation, biological process: endoplasmic reticulum to Golgi vesicle-mediated transport; Golgi localization; retrograde vesicle-mediated transport, Golgi to endoplasmic reticulum. The transcript has 9 exons. The coding region runs from base 147 to 1709 and encodes 520 amino acids. Gene Ontology annotation, cellular component: COPI vesicle coat; cytosol. The record is from RefSeq and is a predicted model, not a curated record. NCBI's taxonomy places the organism in Eukaryota, Metazoa, Arthropoda, Insecta, Diptera, Tephritidae.
AUGAAUUUGACAUAUCCGUCGUACAUUAAUCUAACACGUCACCUACAGGCGGAGUAAAUCUAGACGAAUAGUUGAUAAAAAGUGGUUUUAAUAUCAUUCGCACUAAUUUUAGAGUAUUCUAAAGUCAUAUAUACAUAUUCGAAAACAUGGUUUUGAUAGCUGCGGCGGUGUGUACGAAGAAUGGCAAAGUGAUUAUAUCACGGCAAUUUGUGGAGAUGACUAAAGCGCGAAUCGAGGGAUUGCUUGCUGCAUUUCCGAAGCUGAUGACAUCCGGCAAACAGCAUACAUAUGUAGAAACGGAAUCAGUGCGGUAUGUUUAUCAACCAAUGGAAAAACUUUAUAUGCUUUUGAUCACAACAAAAGCAAGUAACAUUUUAGAAGAUUUGGAAACAUUGCGUUUAUUCUCCAAAGUGAUUCCCGAGUACUCUCAUAGUUUGGAUGAGAAAGAAAUUCUGGAAAACGCAUUCAAUUUGAUUUUCGCUUUCGAUGAAAUCGUUGCACUUGGUUAUCGUGAAAGCGUCAACUUAAAACAAAUCAAAACGUUUAUUGAAAUGGACUCCCAUGAGGAAAAGGUAUAUCAAGCAGUUCGCCAAACUCAAGAACGUGAAGCACAUCAGAAAAUGCGAGAAAAAGCUAAGGAGUUGCAGCGGCAGCGUCUAGAGGCAGCUAAACGUGGUGGUAGUUCUGCGUUAAUGGGACGAGGUGGGCACGGUAGUGGCAGCAGUAGUAUGGAUGCAUUUGGCAUUAGCUCCAGUUCAAUAAGCAGUGCUCCGUCGAUUGAGUCUGAUUUGAAACCAGCCGUUCCAAAAUCUCAGAAACCAGCUGCACGGAAUGCUUUGAAACUAGGUGGGAAAAAUAAAGAUGUCGAUAGUUUUGUUGACCAAUUGAAGAGUGAAGGAGAGAAAAUUUCAAAUUUGACACCGAUUAGCGGUCAAAGUAGUGUGGCUGUAGCCAAGACAAAAAUUGCUUCAGACGUUCACACUGAAAGUGUACACCUCAAGAUGGAAGAUAAGCUUACUGUGCGUCUUGGUCGCGAUGGAGGUCUCCAACAAUUUGAGCUCUCCGGUUUAUUGACGUUGCGUAUUUCCGAUGAAAAUUUCGGACGCAUCAAACUAAAAUUGCACAACAACGAUGCCCAUGGCAUACAAUUGCAAACACAUCCAAAUGUCGAUAAAGAGUUAUUUAAGGCGCGCUCAAUUAUCGGGUUGAAAAAUCCCGCUAAACCAUUCCCAUUAAAUACCGAUGUAGGUGUAUUGAAGUGGCGUUUCAUAACACAGGACGAAGCUGCUAUACCCCUGACAAUUAACUGCUGGCCAUCUGAAAAUGGCGAAGGCGGUUGCGACGUAAACAUUGAGUAUGAAUUAGAGGCACAACAUUUAGAAUUGCAGGAUGUGUCCAUCUCCAUACCACUGCCUAUGAAUGUGCAACCAUCUGUUGCCGAAUACGAUGGCACUUACAAUUAUGAUGCACGAAAGCACAUACUUCAAUGGAAUAUACCCAUUAUUGAUGCCAACAACAAAUCCGGUUCAAUGGAGUUUAGCUGCAAUUCGUCAAUUCCUGGUGACUUCUUUCCACUUCAAGUGUACUUCGUUUCGAAAACUCCUUACGCUGCUCUAAGUGCCACAGAUGUAUUCCUCAUUGAUGACGAAAGUUCAGUAAAAUAUUCAACUGAAAAUAUACUAUUUGUAGAAAAAUAUGAAAUUGUUUAAAAAUUGGAACGUUAAUCAAAUAAGUGUAGUAGUUGAAAUCAUCUACAUUUAUCACUCAAUUAAUGGAGAAAACUGCGUGAAACGUAUUUUUGCAAAUAACAUUCAUAAAUUAAUUAUAUAACCAGAACACUUAUAACCUGAUUUAUGUAUACUGUUAUUAUUUACUAGCCCACAUCGAUAGAAACAAUUAUGCUAUUAGUUAUUGGAAAAAGUAUGUAGAUGUUAUUGGGCUGGCCAUGCAUUUUCGUUGAUAAAUAGUGGCAGUAUAAUACAAAUUCCAAAUUUUUUUUAUCAAUCUUAUUUAUAAUUUAAAAAGUCAGUUUUGUUGCCUAAACACCACACAUGUUAAAUGCAUUAAUUGCAAUGAUUUAUAAUGCGGAUAUAAUCGUAAAUAAAUAAAUAUAUAUAUGUACUCUA